AUGGCCCUUAGCCAGGGCCAUCAUUGGGUGGUGGUCGGGAGUGCUUGCACUGCCCGAUCGCAUGACGUGGUGGUCGUGGUUGGAUCCCUCUACGGAGGGGGAAGCUAAGAGGUGGCCGAGAGUCCUCAUGAGAGUACGCAUGAGAGCUCGAUGGAGAUUUCUUCUCCUGAAGGAGAACUAUUAAGUGAGAUAAUAGUGUCGGGAGGGGGGGCUACUAAUGUCGUAGAGGCGGCAGGAGGUGAGUUAUUGAGGAGUUUGGAGGAGAUGAGGGUGUACUUGGAGAGAAAUUUUUCAAAGAAGCACUCUAAAUAUCUCAAAAAAAGAUGUGACCGAGUCGUAGAUCGAUGUCAUAAAAUGGAGAGGGAAUAUGGAAAGCUUCUUAAAAUUACGGAAAGACUGGAUAGGGUGGAGAAUAAACUACAGAGGCUGGUGGAGGAUGAGGAGAAAAAUCGAUUGGAAAAGGUAGUUACUAGGAGAAUAGAUAACAUGGGAGAACAAGUUAUGAAUAUGGUUAGGGAAGAAUUUAAGAGAAUGAGUGAAGGUAUCUCGUUGGGGGAGGAGGUGGUACGAAUGGAGCGUGUUUGUGAGAAUGUUGGUGAGAAAGUCGAGAAAGUAGGAGAGGAGGUUGUGAAAGUUGAGCGGGUGUGGAUGAAGGGUACGGAUCCCUCCCUCUCUCAUGAUAGGAUGGUUAGUCCCCCCAUUCUAUCAUGGGACAGGGGAACCGUAGGUGCUUGCCCCGGGCCUGUGACCAUUCAUGGCCUCUGGGACCUUAGCGAAACCACGGCCAACGGAACGGGCUUGGAAGAAUCAGCGGGGAAAGAAGACCCUGUAGAGCUUGACUCUAGUCUGGUACUGUAA
Molecule: messenger RNA, 858 nt
Organism: Nezara viridula (southern green stink bug)
Lineage: Eukaryota; Metazoa; Arthropoda; Insecta; Hemiptera; Pentatomidae
Source: the annotation of a GenBank genome assembly